Messenger RNA from Suillus clintonianus, 1671 nucleotides. RefSeq lists its product as uncharacterized. Lineage: Eukaryota; Fungi; Basidiomycota; Agaricomycetes; Boletales; Suillaceae. The record is from RefSeq and is a predicted model, not a curated record. The transcript has 5 exons. The coding region runs from base 1 to 1671 and encodes 556 amino acids.
AUGGAUAGCGAAGUUGCGCGCGUCCAAAUUGAGGACAUUGCACGGCUCAAGGAACGCAAAAAGCUUACAUAUUUGCUUGACGGCUUAUAUGGGUCUUUGGCUGCUGAAGUCAAUCAGCCUCCAAUUGUGUUGAACCUUGAGGACAUGACGGGGCACCGAGGUUCUGCAGACAAACUCCUUGAAGUCUCCAUGAAUGCUUUGGAAAGAAUGGAGAUCGGAGAUGGACGUAACAUAAUCGCGGCAACAACUGACAAUCCCACCGUGAUGAAAGCAUUCCGACGGAAGUUCCAAGAGAAAUUUUACUGGGUUCUCACCUUCCCAUGCUUUCUCCACGGCCUCAAUACAAUCAUCGGAGAAAUAUGUGCACACCUGUUUAUGAAGCGGCAUGUGACAAAAGCUACUCGGGUAGUGACAUUCUUUAAUGGGUCCCACUACUGGGGUGGUCAGUUGAAAGAACAGGCGAAAAAGGAUGGCAUCAACCGUGGAUUGAAGAAAAACUGCGAGUCUCGUUGGUAUGCACUCGUUCUCCAGUCAAUGAGUGUCCAUGAUCAUAGACAAUCACUUUCCCAUUUAUGUCUGCGGGAAGAUGCACAGAAGAAGAUUGGAGGCCUCUCUCCUGUUGCCCCAGAUGUUGUUACCAUUGUCCUUCGCGACGCAGAGUUUUGGCCCGCCAUUGAACAAGGGAUCAAGGUCAUGAAGCCAAUUGUUGACCUUAUCGGAGAUGAGGAGUCCCGCGAUUCGCCACUUGCUUCAUGCAUGCUUGGGCUAAUUCGGCUCGCAAAGACAAUCUCUCAGUUGCCAAUCGAAGAUGGAGAUAAUGUUGACUUCUGGCAACACACCAAGGCUGUCUUCAACCGACCCGUAAAUGGACGUUCAUUCAAGUUUAUGGUGGAGGUAGCUCUCGACAUUGCUAAACAGUGGCGAUGGAGCGAACAGCUCGCGAAAAUGCUCGUUGCUGACUUAAAAGAUUAUCACAAAUCCUCGGGAGUAUUUUCUGGAGGGCAGGCCGAUGCACUCGAUUGGUGGGAAACCCUCCCUAUCAGUGCCGAGCGCUGUCCAUUGAAAGCAUUCACAGUCAUAAUCCACUCGAUCGUACCUCAUGCUGCCGACGUCGAGCAUUAUUUCUCGGGUCUGGGUGGGGUACAAUCCAUGAAGCGCUGCAACUUAUCAGUUCAGACUUUCGAGUCUCUUAGCAAACUCCGGGCAAGCUACGCAAAUUUCUUACACAAGGUGGAUCACGAAGCUGGCAAGCCCACACGUCGAAAACACGCCCAUAUGCACACUCGGCCAGAGCACGGACUCGACACAGCCUUGGCAGUGGAACUUCAAAGGUCUUUUGCAUGGGUGCCUCCACUUGCUGGUGCCUCUUGCAACUCAGACGACGAAUUUCUCGCAGGUCCGGAGUCAAUUACGGAUGAGGAGUUGCUCGAAGAAUUUGACAGGUUUGAAAACGAGAUGCUGGAAUCGCGAGGCUUGCAAGAAGGUACUGGCGAAGUCCCAGAUAUUUUCAAGGGAGAUAUUAUUGAUUGGAACGAGCUGGAGAAGGUCGAUAAAGGAAUCACACCCACAGGGUUUGUCGAAGAGAUUGAUGUGGUUGCCCGUGGGUCACAAGGCAUGGAGCCAGGCUGGAACAUCAAUGCGCUGUUGACGUCAGAGGGUGUAGCGCAAUAG